AUGGCAUCACAGAAUUCAGAAACUGCUUCUAAUAUAUUUAGCAUUAGUGAAAAUAAACCACAAGAAUAUAGUGAAACAAAUGAAACAAAUGAAUCAAGCCAAUUACUUACAAAAUGCAGAAAUAUUAGUGGUAAAAAGCAAGGAGAUAUUUGGCUUUACGUUAAUCAAGGUAUCAGUUUAGGUCAGGAACAUUAUAAAGCUAGUUGUAAAUAUUGCCCUGUUUCAUGGGAAAGAGGUCGACCUGAUGAUAUGCGCUUGCAUCUUGCUCAACAAUGUUUAAAUGUUCCUGAUGAAAUUAAAUAUUUUUGGAGAGAUUUCAUUGCUGAAGAAAAAACUCCAACACGAAAAAAAACAAAACAUAAUCAAUCUGAAAUUACAAUUCAUUUUUCAACAAUUAAACCACUUCCUGAAGCACAAAGAAUGGUAUUGGAUAAAAUUUAUGAAACAGCUGCAUUAAUUUGGAAUGAUUUACAUUAUUCGGAAGAGUCAUGUACACAAUUAUUGGUAGAAAUGCGAAGUUGGAAACGAAAAGAUGAACCUUACCAUCUUUCCUAUAAUUCUACUCAUGAAAAUACUAAUAAUGGUGAGACUAAUAAUUUGGAUGAUAUUAAUGAAAGUGAAUAUUUGGAAAGUUUAACGUUAAAUAUUGCAGAUUCAGUAGAUUUAAUAUUAACAGAGUUUUUAGCAUCUGGAAAUGCAAUAUUUUCUUUAGAACCUGUUACAAAUAAUCGGGCUAGAGAUGUAGGCAAUAUGAGUUAUGAUCCUAUUGAGUUAGCACGUCAAAUG
This is a messenger RNA of Dentiscutata erythropus, 786 nucleotides long. Lineage: Eukaryota; Fungi; Glomeromycota; Glomeromycetes; Diversisporales; Gigasporaceae. The record is from the annotation of a GenBank genome assembly.